UUCUCAGUAUAAAUUUAGUUCUCAGUUCAUACGCUGCAAUUGUUUUUUGUUUUUUAAUUGAAAUAAUUUUAUUUCAUGCAUAAGUUGUUGAUUGUAGAAAAUGCCACAACACAAAGAUAAACCACACUAUGGGAAGCGCAGUACAGCGGCUCCAGCUGAGCAGCAACAUCAUCGUGCAAGGCAGAUGAGGCGGCAGACAGUGGAAGAUCAGCGGUUGGAUCCUCGUGCUGACCAUAACCCACAGAGAAGGAUGCCGGGGGACAACCGUAAGCAAAGCAACAUUCCUCAACGUAGCAUCGAAAGCACGUCCGAAGACACUUCGGAUAACCGAAAAAGCGGCCUGCCACAACCCAGUGCAUACCUGCAACGCGGUACAAGUUCGACACUCUUUUGUAGUAGUUCAUCAUCGAUAAUGCGAUGGCGGGCCAAUCUCAACGUGAACAACUGGCACAAUCGACAACCAAGGCUAAGGGCCUACAAUCUGCCCACACGACAACAGGUUCGAGUUCGCAUGCCACCCGCUGCCGAACCGGCAGAAACAAGUCAGCAGGAAGCAGGAUGCCAGCUCAGAGCUUUAAAACUAAGUACUAUGGCAGUCCAGGAACCAGAGCCAGCAGCAGUACAAGAAGCAGAAGCACAGCCAGAACCACCAAAGAAGCCACCUCAGGCGCCAGCUAAAUUGGUGACUGCGCGAAAUCGACAACCCGAGACAGCAACCGUUCGAUCCGUGGAGCGUUCGGCGCAAGCAGAGGCAGAGGUUCGUCAGCGAUCAGCACAAGCAGAGGCAAAGCUGGGUCGGCGUUUGGCGCAAGCGGGGGAAGCUGUUGGUCAGCGUUCGGCUCAAGCGGCGGCAGAGGUUCGUCAGCAUUGGGCUCAAGCGGCGGCAGAGGUUCGACAGCGUUUUGCAGAAGCGGUGGAAGGCGUUGCUCAGCGUUCGGCACAAGCAGAGGCAAUCGCUAGACAGCGACAACAACCCGAUCGUCCCAACCUACCACAAGGUCGUGUCCCAGCUGGAUAUCAUCUAGCAAGUUGCCCGCAUUUUCGGGGUAAUAGGCUGAUCUGUCCCUGUGGCGCCGAAGUGGCUACAAAUGUGCGACCGAACACGCCCGCCCGAACCCUUAGAUGCAACCCCUUGCAGCGAUUACUUGGGUGUGGACAGUUUUUGAGUUCUACUGUCGUGUACAUUUGCAUGGCCAUAUUGAGUGGCUUUCUCAUUGUCCACAUUGGCCUCAUCAUGUUAAGCCAACCUGUGGAGGUAAAACACAAAGGGCGCUGGUUUCCGUUCUGCAAGUAAGCUCCGCACUUGAGAA
Drosophila subobscura is the source of this 1310-nucleotide messenger RNA. RefSeq lists its product as uncharacterized. The transcript has 2 exons. The record is from RefSeq and is a predicted model, not a curated record. The coding region runs from base 101 to 1294 and encodes 397 amino acids. Lineage: Eukaryota; Metazoa; Arthropoda; Insecta; Diptera; Drosophilidae.